Molecule: messenger RNA, 588 nt
Organism: Puccinia graminis f. sp. tritici CRL 75-36-700-3
Lineage: Eukaryota; Fungi; Basidiomycota; Pucciniomycetes; Pucciniales; Pucciniaceae
Exons: 2
Coding region: 9-491 (160 amino acids)
Source: RefSeq, a predicted model, not a curated record
CUUAUCUCAUGAUAACCAACUGUGAUGAUGAAUUACGACGCAUAUCACGGGAAGCAAGGCAGGCUUUAAAUUGGGCUGUAAAUAUGGCCACCAAAGUUGAGACCAUUUUGGAGGCAUUGCUUAUGGAUGUCCAAGAAACAGAUAUUCUAAACGAAACUCAGCAGCAAUUACGGCAUAUUUGCACAGCUGAAAAUCUGCCAAAGUCAGUUAUGGAAUCAGUCAUUUCUAAUGUGGCAAAGAAGUUCUGUAGGCUAUGGAUAACGUGGAACUCUAGCUGUACUAAGGUCUUACUGUGGAGUCAGCAGUGGAUUGAUGAACCAGGUGGAGACAUUGAGCUGAGAGAAAAAUGGGACAAUGUCAUUGUGAAGAAUAGGACAUUGUGGGAAAAACUAUGUGGAGAGGCAGUGAUAGUAGAACAUGAAAAUGAAGAAGAAGAGGAGGAUCAAGAGGAACCAACUUUUCCACAUGAAUUUGAUGAUUAUUUAGAGUGAUAGCCAUUUUAAUAUUAGUUUGAUUUCCAAUAAUGUUUAAUAGAUAAUAAGAAAAUGAUGAAUAUAUACAUGAGCUGGUCAAGCAGGCAUGUCUGGG